Molecule: messenger RNA, 574 nt
Organism: Saccostrea cuccullata (small rock oyster)
Lineage: Eukaryota; Metazoa; Mollusca; Bivalvia; Ostreida; Ostreidae
Exons: 2
Coding region: 204-524 (106 amino acids)
Source: RefSeq, a predicted model, not a curated record
UCUUAAUAGAGAUGUCGCUUACUGAGUGACGUCACCAGCUGUGGUCAUCAGGACCAGAGGCGAGACAUGACCACUGUAUUGGGCCCUGAUUGACAGGCGACAGGUUAUAGCCGGUAAAAUCAAUGACUGAUUGAGGUCUAUUUAAGGUAAACCUUUUCGGAUCCAGAACUGUUUCUUUCUUCUAACGGACCAAGUGGAUAACCAUGGAUUGCCGUCUGAUUAUCUUGGCGUGUGUCGUCUGUGUCUGUUACGGUCAAUUCUGGGGAUCAGACGAUAGGUUCGAUGAUAGAUUUGAAAACAGAUUCUACAAUCCUUAUGCAUGGAGCGAUGAUUUGUACGACGAUAGAAUUGGUUUUGGAAUGCACAGAUUUCAACAACCAACUUGGAGGCAGGCAAGGCCAACCUGGGGCCUAAGACAAUCCACUCGCUUUACAAGGCAGCGCCGUCUUCCUCAGAGGCAUUUUUACCAGCCGUCCUUCGGUCAUGGCUUUAUGUACAAUGAUGACUUUGGAUUUGAUUGGUAAAGUCGGGGUAACGUCCUAAGUCCUGUACUGCCUCAUAAUGUAUUCAAUGA